Cooperia oncophora is the source of this 312-nucleotide messenger RNA. Lineage: Eukaryota; Metazoa; Nematoda; Chromadorea; Rhabditida; Trichostrongylidae. The record is from the annotation of a GenBank genome assembly.
AUGCAUACUGUACAUGCAUACUGUACAAGGCACAACGCUAUGUAUCACAGACCACUAAAAUGGAAGGAAGGCUGCCAACCUUGUGACGAUGCUCCACAUGAAAGUCAUGGGCAUGAUGAGGUGAACAUCGACGUAAUCCAGCCAAAGACUUCUGAGGAAAAUGAACAAAGAAGUGAAAAAGCAAAAAAGAAAGAAGAAAGCAAGGGAUCAGCUCAGAUGUAUACUCCGGGACGCUCGCCAGCAUCAAGAUCAAUUGAUAGCACCUCGCUGACCAUAGUAAUUGCCUUGACAGCUUUCCUGUCAUCUCGAUAA